Molecule: messenger RNA, 2280 nt
Organism: Ixodes scapularis (black-legged tick)
Lineage: Eukaryota; Metazoa; Arthropoda; Arachnida; Ixodida; Ixodidae
Product: multiple inositol polyphosphate phosphatase 1
Exons: 10
Coding region: 449-1813 (454 amino acids)
Molecular function (GO): inositol phosphate phosphatase activity; acid phosphatase activity
Source: RefSeq, a predicted model, not a curated record
CGGAAAGAUAGAGCCCGUAUAUCUACGGCUUUAAAAGGAAGAGCUGACAGCUUACGGUAGAUUUCCAGCUGUUCGACAUUUCGCAUUCGACGACCGUCGCUGUCUGUGUCGCAACUCGAGCAGGCGUCUUUAAUUGUUGCGCGCUGGUGACACGGGUCGCUUCUUUCGCUCCUCUUUCCGCCCGACAUAAUAGACCUUGAAGUGGCGUAACUUUCGGGCGGUUCCUUCGACAGGUUCUACGGACCGCCCGCCGAGGAGCCUGUGGCGAACUGAACGGCUGAAAUCGGCAUAUGCCUCGACGAGCCGUCAGUGGCUAACCUCGAGUGUGUUCGCAGUUUGUGAGUUCCGCGUUCUUGCUUGAAUCACUCUUGCGGAGCGUGUUUGCUGGCAAGAUUAGAAUCCGUGCGUGCCUGUUGGAUACCGGAACUGCUCCCAACGAAGAGGCCAGAUGAACUGGAAGUGGAUACGCAUUGCCGUCCUGGUGGCGGCACUGGUGAUAACCGGGGUGCUUCUGUACCUGCUGCUUCACCGCGAGGAAGCCGAGUGCUUCCCGGAGAACCACCGAGAGUCGUGUUACCAGACAAGUAAAGCGCCGUACCGACUGUACGGCACCAAGACCGACUACCGGGUGCUCGUCGACCGCCUCGGCCUCGAGAAGGAGCCACAGUUCACGGUACCCGGAUGCAGACCUCGCGCCUUCUUCUUGUACAACCGGCAUACAACUCGGUACCCGGACAGGGAGAACAUCGUUGAGAUGCAAGACGUGCUUCCCCAGCUCCUCAGAAACAUCUUGAGCGCAGCACAGGAAAAAAAAGUCCACAUCUGCGAGACUGACCUCGAGCAACUGGAGCGCUGGAAGAUGCCCUUCAAGCCACACCACGACAACAAGGUGACGCCAAGCGGGAAAUCUGUGGUCGGCGACCAAGUGCGCAGGUUAAGGAGGAGGUUCCCGGGCCUGUUCCAAGGACAGUUCAAUGCCAGCGACUUCGUGGUGGGCUACACAAGCCGCGAACGAACCCGGCAGACGGCGGAAGCCUUUCUCGAGCACCUGCUAUCGAAGCAAGACUUUGAUGCCAUUAACUUCGGGCCACCCCAGGACAGCCUGCUGCAGUUUCACAAGGAGUGCAACAAGCUCAUCAAAGAAAAGAAGUCCACACCGGUGGAGGUCGACAAAUUUGAGAAAGGACCGUACAUGAAGCGACUCCUUGACACGAUGUCUUGGCGUCUUGGAUUCAACGUCACCCGAGACGACGUGGACAUCAUGUACCGGGCGUGCGUGUUUGAGUACGCCAUCCACGACGCGUCCCCCUGGUGCGCCGCGUUCGACGAGGCCGAGCUCAAGGCCAUCGAGUUCCGGGAGGAUCUGGACGACUACUACAAGGAUGCGUACGGCCUCAAGCGCAACUACGCCCAGGCAUGCCCCAUCGUGCGAGAGCUCGUCGGCCGCUUCAGAAACGUGAGCAAGGACCCGUCGCAGCCAACGAAGCUGCUCUACUUCUCGCACGCCGGCGGCUUCAAGAAAGUAGUGGCGCGCCUCGGUCUCUACCGCGACGCCGAGCCGCCGCUGGCUGACGGCCUGUGCCGGCAGUCUGGACGCGCCUGGCAGUCGAGCCUGGUGUGCCCGUUCAACGCCAACCUGGCGUUCGUGCUGUUUGAGUGCACCGGCGGCGGCCACCAGGUGGCGACGUUCCUCAACGAGGAGGUCCAGCGGCUGCCCGGGUGUCCGUCGGAGAGCUGCCCCCUGGAGACAUUCUUGGAACUGUACGACGAGGUUGCCCGGGACUGCAACGUCACCGAGAUCUGCUCCGCGUGACGCCGACGGCGCGGCAUUGCGGGAGCGAGGACACGGACCGUUUGCGACGCAGCAGGGACCAACGGAGACUCGAUGCCGUUAAAGAAGGCCACCUCUCCUCGUGAAGGAGCGAUUCCCCCAGAAAUCGACACGUGCAUCAGCUACAUCCUUCAUUCGACCAGUGCAUAGAACCUUGCGCCCAGUUCAUUAUACUUACUUAUAAUCAUCAUCAUCAUGCCAAAGAACUGUACCCCAUGAAAUUUUUCAUUGCCGAGGUGUCAGAGUCUACAAGCGCGGCAGUGCAAAGCGGGACGCCUUGCGACUCAAGCUUCAAGCUCAGCAAGUUGUCUUACUACGAAACAUAGCCGCUUGCAGUGUGCCAGGGACAAUGCACUACCAGUCAAACGAGAGUUUUUUUCAAAACCGCGUAUUCCUCACUAUCCAUUUUGAAACGCGUUCGAGGAGAAAAUAAAGCCAUUUUAAUGCCA